This is a messenger RNA of Acanthoscelides obtectus, 16664 nucleotides long. NCBI's taxonomy places the organism in Eukaryota, Metazoa, Arthropoda, Insecta, Coleoptera, Chrysomelidae. The record is from the annotation of a GenBank genome assembly.
CAGGUGUAACAAAGCAUGUGGGCGACGCACUCCUGUUGGAAAGAUCUCAACGCACCGGAAGGGUGAACACUUUAGGCAUCGCCCCAUGGGGCAUCGUAGAAAAUAAUCAAGACCUCAUCGGUCACAAUACAGAAGUACCAUAUCAUUCCAUAUCAUCUCCAAGAUCUAAAAAUGCAGCUUUAAAUAACAGACACGCAUACUUCUUGCUAGUAGACAAUGGUACCGUUGGAAAAUACGGCGCCGAAAUUAUUCUUAGGAGAAGACUAGAGAAAUACAUAUCGAAACAAAGGCUGUAUCCGUUUACGCAGAGUCCGAUCCCGAUAGUCUGCCUGGUGAUAGAGGGUGGAACUAACACAAUCCGAGCAGUAUUGGAAUACGUUACGGACGAACCGCCUGUACCGGUAGUCGUCUGCGACGGCUCCGGAAGAGCUGCGGACCUCAUCGCUUUCAUGUGCAAUUAUUCGAUCGCGUGUUUGAUGCAGGUACGAAUGUUCGGUCCUCAAGUCGAUGAAGGACUACAUCAUCGCCACCAUCCAGAGAGCGUUCGAGGUUGCCGCAGAACUUGCAGACGGACUGUUUGCAGAGCUUAUGCAGUGCGUUGAAAAUAAACAUCUGAUAACGAUAUUCAGGAUAGCAGAUAAAUAUGACCAAAAACCUCAAGAGCUGGACCAAAUCAUUCUCACUGCACUGUUCAAAUCCCAACAUCUCUCACCGACUGAACAACUAAGCCUCGCAUUGACCUGGAACAGAGCUGACAUUGCUCGAUCAGAGAUCUUCAUUUACGGCCAAGAGUGGCCACCAGGAGCACUCGAAGAUGCUAUGAUCAAAGCUUUGGAACAUGACAGAUGUGACUUUGUGAAGUUACUACUGGAAAACGGAGUCAGCAUGAGAAAGUUCUUAACCAUUCCUAGACUAGAGAACUUGUACAAUACUAAACAAGGGCCUAGCAAUACACUCAGGUACAUACUUAGGGACGUACGGCCUCAUAUACCUCCUGGCUACGUUUAUACGCUACACGAUAUUGGACUGGUAAUUAACAAACUCAUGGGAGGUGCUUAUAGGGCAUUCUACACUAGAAGAAAAUUCCGACCUAUUUACGCUAAAGUUAUGAACAAGGGUCCAGGCAUGGCGAACCAGUCUGAACGACAGUUUGGAGCAAUGAGCUUACUAGCUGGAGCAUUGCCCAGCAAUGCUAAUCCUUGUUUGUUUGACUAUCCAUUCAACGAAUUACUCAUUUGGGCAGUAUUAAUGAAACGGCACAAAAUGGCCUUGCUGAUGUGGCAACACGGAGAGGAAGCUUUAGCCAAAGCUUUGGUCGCCUGUAAAUUGUACAAAGCUAUGGCGCACGAAGCGGCAGAAGAUGAUAUGGAAACAGAGGUGUAUGAAGAGCUCAGGCAGUAUGGGAAGGAAUUUGAGAAUAUAGCCUUAGAAGUACUGGACUACUGCUACAGGCAGGACGAUGACCAGACGCAACAGUUGUUGACGUGUGAGCUGCAAAAUUGGUCUGGGCAGACAUGCUUAAGUCUCGCUGUAACCGCCAAUCAUCGAGCGCUAUUGGCUCAUCCCUGCUCGCAGAUUAUUCUUGCUGAUCUGUGGAUGGGGGGUUUACGCACAAGAAAGAACACAAAUAUUAAAGUUAUCAUGGGUCUACUUUUCAUGCCCUACAUCUUAAAGCUAGAAUUCAAAUCCAAAGAAGAGUUACAGUUGAUGCCUCAGACUACAGAGGAACAUAUGGAGCUCGAAAACGACGAUGACGAUAAGUCUGAUUCUGACAAAAAUCAGGACGGAGAGAAGCGUACUAGAGGUUUGAGUAUUCGGAGCAAGUCAUCAAAUCCACAAGGUGUUAAGGCGCUUCUUGCUGAAAAUUUUAUCACACGUGACACCGUUGUGCAAGAAAAUGGAAAAGUCAUGCCAGAGUUUGAUGAAAAACAGUACCAUAUUCUAUAUCCUGAUAUUUACUCAGAGAAGAUCCAAAAGAAUCGGGAACUUAGGAUAAAGAAAAAGCUGUACGAAUUCUAUACUGCACCCAUAACGAAAUUUUGGGCGAAUUCGAUCGCCUACAUAAUCUUCUUGGUCCUGUUCAGCUACAUCGUCCUAGUUAAAAUGUACUCGCUACCAACGUGGCAAGAAUGGCUGUGCAUCGCAUUCGUAGUCUCUCUAGGCUGCGAGAAAAUGCGAGAGAUGUUCUCUUCGGAACCUGUUGGUCUGACGCAAAAAUUCGCCGUUUGGUCCUGGAACCUGUGGAACCCGUGCGACAUGGCCGCCGUGCUGAUGUUUCUCAUCGGAAUGGCUCUCAGGUUCCAGCAUGACACUUUUCAAGUGGGCAGGGUGAUAUACUGCGUGAAUUGUAUAUACUGGUAUCUGAGGUUGCUCAAUAUUCUCAGCGUUAAUAAAUAUCUAGGUCCCUUGGUAACCAUGAUGGGUAAAAUGGUGAAGAACAUGAUAUACUUCGUUGUCCUCUUACUAAUAGUAUUGAUGAGUUUUGGUGUAUCUAGACAAGCUAUACUUUUUCCUGAUCAGGAGCCUAGUUGGAUGAUUGCCAGAGAUGUAUUCUUGGAACCAUACUUCAUGCUGUACGGUGAAGUAUAUGCAGACAAAAUCGACCCGACUUGUGGCGGCGAGGGUGAAGAACCCUGUCGAACCGGUAAAUGGAUAACACCAACCAUCAUGUCGAUCUACCUCUUAGUAGCUAAUAUUCUGCUGAUCAACUUGCUGAUCGCUGUGUUCAACAACAUAUUCAAUGAAGUCAAUGCUGUGGCACAUCAAGUAUGGAUGUUCCAAAGGUUCACCGUGGUUAUGGAAUACGAACAGAAACCAAUACUACCUCCGCCUUUCAUCAUAUUCUGCCAUAUAUUCCUCCUGUUCAAGUAUAUUAAACGGAAAAUGGGCGGCAUAGAGGAGAGCUACGAUAACGGAUUGAAAUUGUUCUUGGACAAAGACGAAAUGGAGAGGCUGUAUGACUUUGAAGAAGAUUGUGUGGAAGGAUAUUUCGCUGAACAGGAAGCACGGCUGCAACAGUCUACCGAGGAAAGAAUCAAGGUUACGACGGAGCGAAUUGAACAUUUGACCCAGAAAGUUGAAGACAUCCAUACGAAGGAGAACGUCCAAACAACAGUCCUGCAAAACUUAGAAGUCCGUUGUCGAAGAUUCACCGAGCAGAUUCAGGAUUUAACAGUGGAAGUGGAAACACUUCGUCAAAUCAUUGGACAGCAAAAAAACACUGUUGGUAUCGUUGUUCCGCCGAUGGAUCCAAUGAGAGAACGCACAAUCAGUGAACAGACAGAAAUGUCUGAAGAUGACUCUGUUGUCGGACAACUGGUUGUGCAGCAGCCAUCAAGGAAACGGAAUUUGGGUAGAUCAUUAACAGAAGUAAGACCAGAUGCUUAUAUUUUUGACAAUGGACAACACAUUGAGUAUCGUUUUGCUGAUGACGAUGUAAUAGAAAAUGAAAAAGAGCAAUUGGACAACAUAUCCAUGUCGGGAAGCAGGCAAGGUCUGGACCUAAUUCGACAGAGGACAAAAAGUACGGAGUCAAAGACGUCGAUAGAAAGUGGUAAUUCGAAUGUAGUAUCAGCGGAUGAUAUCGCAGGACUUAGUUUGGAGAUACUAAAAAGCAGAGCGUUGCAAAAAAGGCGAGAUUCUUCUGGUACCGUGAGGAGAGGAUCAGAAAGUGGAACAUCAUGCGAGCUAAGGGCACCUUUUCUUACACCAAAGAGCAUAUCUAUCUGCCACAUUUUUAGGAAAUUGGGCGGCGGCGGGAGUGAGGACCAACCCCAACCGCCCGCCUCCGCUCUACCAGCAACCGUCUCGAAACCGUCCGGCCCGAAACGCCAGUUCUCCCAGACGCAGUCGGAACCCGGAGAAACGGCGCUCGACUCCGGCACCCCGCUAGAACGCAGCGUUACCUUCACAGAGCCACGGAUCAAGGUCAUACCGCCCCAGGGUGCAAGCGGCAGGUCGCACAUGCUGAUGCACAUGCACACCGAGUACGCGAGCAUCACCGACGAGUUGGAAAGUGUGUGCGGGGUGCUGUUGAGUCCGCCGAGGUCGCCGGGAUUGCUGAGUCCGCCCAGGCCAGAUCAGUCGCCGCCAAAUUCCCGCAAACGUAACCCCUCCGAGAUGUCAAACCCUGAAAUAGCGUUGAAUUUUGAGAAAGAGCAUCUGAGAAGCGCCGAGGAAUGCGACUACAUGGUUAUGGAGAAUCUCAUACAGAGACGCUAUGAAGAAGAGGAAGAAGACGAAGAAGCUAUUGAGGACAAUAAUGCUCAGAAACCAAAGAAUCCCACGUUACUGAACGUGGUGACAGAAACAAGGGAAUUCAGACUAAAUUCCUGGCCAGUACGAAAUGCUUUGAGGAGAUCAAGCGCCAUAGAGUCUGAUGAAACUGCAGGAACGUCAUCAUUAACAGCUACAGCACCACUACAAGCAACUGCUUCAGGGCCAAUGGGUUCCAGCGGUUCCUCGACAGACCGUCAAGACUCGACCGAAUCCAGCGACAUGUCAUCAAUGAACAGGCCGCCUAUGCAGCGACCAUCGAUCGUCAUCGAUUCCUCGCAACUACCAUUACAAAGGGAACCUUCCCUAUCCAAGGCUGAAUCCAAAGGAAGUCUGCACAUGCAGUCGGAAACUAUGUGUUGAAAGAGUCGCUAGCGAUGUAGCGUGUAUUGUGAGAAUUUUCAUUUUGUCGAUUUCAGUUUACCUAUCGAUUGAUAAACUUCUUGGAAUUUUAGGUAUACGUUGAAAAAUCGUGAGCAAAAGUCGUGGUUAGCGGUGAUUUCAUAUUUUUGCUGAUGCCUUCCACGCGGGACAGUGGAAGUAAAUUAGUAAACAACAGUUAAAAGAAGUAUUUCUUCUUUUUAUAAAAGUUAAAAUUAGUUAUAAAAAAACUUGUUCAUAAACUGGAUGACUCAAAAAAACAGUUACCCUUACCAAAUAAUAGGUUAUUCACGAAAUCCAGAAAAAAGUAUGUGAAGUGGAUAAAUGGUUCACAUAUAGCAAGUACUAAUCGGAUUUUGUUGAUAUUUCGAAACAAGCUUUCUACUAUGCAAAGCACGAAAAAGCUGUAGUUGAUUGUUCGAUUUAUUUGAACUGAUGAUAGAAUUGCCUGGAAAAUACGGAGUCAACCUACUUGACGCCAGUUUUUCCACACCGUGUCAUUACCCACUGAGCUGAUAAUUCAUAUUAUAUUACCUAAGAUUCUAUGAAGUAUACCCAAAAAAGGUAUUCCACAAAAUGUAUAUACCCUUCAAAUUCACAUGAAGUUGAGAGUACCUGUUUGUAAGUACUUAAAAAGCUGAUCGUAUUGGUGCCAUGUUCAAAGUAAAUAGCUCCAAAAAUUAUAUGAAAAUGUUUCAUUUUUAUCUAAUUCAAAUUUUCUGUUAUUGUGAAUCAAAGUACUUAGGUAAACAAAGGUCGACAAACUUAAGUAGAAUAACUAGGUAGGCAUACUUUUUAUGUUUUAAUACUCAAGACUUAAUAGAUACAUAUUUAUAUCCCGAAUACUGCGAGUUCCUCAAACUUCCUUUUCCCCAUUUAUCGAUUUGGUUUUGAAUCUUUCAUAUUUUCACGCAGAGCACGGUAACUCGACAAGGGAACGUAUCUCAAAGGAUUCACACUCGAAAUUUAGUGUUUUUAUAUUGAACUAAAAGAUAAAUGAGUUUGCAACACCUUUGCAAAAAAAUAUGUUGAUAUGCAACAUAACUUGUACUUUAAAAAUUUUAAUCCUAAAAUAUUUACAUCUUUAAUAAAGCCAAGAGCUUACAUUCUCAAUAAUCUAUAAAAAUCAUUUUUUUUUGUUUACAUGGUGUACCCCAUACACCAACAUGUAAUUUCCAUUUCGAUAGACCUUAUCCUAUGAACAGAUUACAGUUGCUCAGCUUUUGUUCGUUGUCCAUCGAGACGAUGCUGAAGAGUUUCCAAAUAGCACGAAACGGCUAUUAUGUAAUUUCUUAAAGUACGUAAUAUCGUACUCAUAAUUCAAAUUAUAUUGUAACUUUUUCAUAUCUAUUUCAAAUUUUGCACUAAGGUUGAACUUCGAAAUUUGUCUCGUGUAGUACUUUAACUCUAUGUGUCUAAAUAUUAUUGUAACAGCAAUUAAUGAAACAAAGUAUAUUUUCUUAAGUUGGCACGUCUCUUUUUUAGAUUUUUUCCAACUUCCUGUUUGCAGCAUUAUUUUAAAUCCUUUUCAUCUGAUAAUUUCAUGGUGUGUAUAGAGAUGAGUAAAAAACAAUGGUUCAAUUUUUUUUUGUCGAAAAAUGCAUUUUUUGUGCUUGAGCUUGUCAACAAAUAUAAGUACAGCUCUAAAAUUGUGUGUGAAUAUUCCUCUUUUAUGGAAGAAUGAAACGAGUGCUCUUAUCACUUUCCCUUUUCGAAAAAUAUUUACAUUUCUUGAAAACUCAACUUGCUGCGAGACGAGGCUUCAAGAAAAUCGAAGAUUUUUCGGAAAGGAAAGGUGAUAUGAACAAAAGUAAUCACUCAUUUCAUUCUUCCAUAAAAGAGGGAUAUUCACACACAAUUUCAGAGCUAUACUUAUAUUUGUUAACAAGUUCCGAUUGAAGAAUGCACAAAAAAUGCAGUUUUUGACAAAAAAAUGAAAAUAUUGUUUUUUAGUCAUCUCUAUAACACCAUGGAAUUAUCAGCUGUAAAGUAUUUAGAAUACUGCUGCAAACAGGAAGUUGGAAACAAAUCGAAAAAAAGGGACGUGCCACCUUAACCCAAUACAUUUAUAUGGUCCAUUCAUUUUUACAAUUUGUGAUACAACACUUUCUUUUAGUACAACACAACGAAAUCGAAUGGGUUGGGAGCCAAGCCUAUAUGUUUAUAUGGCAGUUUGUCACCAAAACUACGUGUAGUGCAUACUUUGAGGUGAAGAUGCCUACCAAAGUCACAAAGCAAUACAUUGGCGUACAUUCUUUUCUCUGGAAAGGAUAUUCAAAUAGCCAAUGUAUGUAUGGAUUUUUAGUCUGAUGAUUUCUCAAAAUGUUCAAAUGGAACUCCCUGUAUAUUUUCACAUUAUUUGAUUCCUAUUUUUCCACUUUUUUUAUAUAAAGUAUUUGGUGUUUGUACGACCGGCUUUUGAGUUACAACUAACUUUUCUGUAAACCAUAUAUCAAUAUGAAUGAAAAAUAUUACAUUACAUAUCAAAAUAAAAAAUUAUAUUUAGCUGGUAGCGACAAAUCGCUAAGAAUUAAAUUUACUCAAGCUUAUGCAAUAAAUUGCAAGUCGAAAAGUCCCUGUGUUUUUAGUAGCUCAAAAAUCAGUUACACAAUCCUUUAUAAACCAUAUAUUAGAAAAAAGCAUAUGAAACGAAAUCAAAGGAUGUUGAAAUAACAGUUAAUUAUGUUCCAAAACAGACGAUUCUUUGAGUAGUUUUGAAACAAAAAGUUCGUAUAAACAUAGGCACGUAAAGUCUUCGAUCUCAAGAUACAGUGUGUUAAUAUUUAAUUUCUUGAAUCCUUUACCUAAUUUUGUUGUAAUUUGCCGGUGGUAUUUAUAAACUUAAGGAGCUAAUUUAGCCCUAAAAUGAUUAAAGUUCAGUUGCGUCUCGAACAGGAUCUGAACGAGUAUUUGUGACAAAAAAUAUACCUCACUGACUUUGCAAUCUUCUUUGGAUUGAGCCAAUAAAAAAACUACUUUUUUGUCUCUUGAAUGUUUUUCGUAUAUUUCUUAGUUUUCGAGAAAGUCCACUUAAUUGUAUAUCCCUGGACCACAAAAGGAAUAUGAGGAAAUUUUAUUUUAAAAAUCAUUAUUUUUUUAUUACUAGUUAUGUAACUACAAAUAGACACUAAAAAAUUAGGUAAAGGAUAUUUAAGAUACAUAUUUGCGAAAAAACAUUUUUGUUUAAAUACGAAGAAUUUGCGGACCUGUGAACUUUUUGUCUUAAAAUUACUCAAAGAAUCGUCUGUUAAAUUUAUGGUACAUACUUAGUUAACACCAUGUAUAGGGUGUUCCUUUUAAACAUUCUGAAAAACAGUUGAUUUGUUGUUGAGUUCUGGACUACUCUGUAUGAACUAUAAAAAACUGAAGUAUCUAGAAAGAGAGAAAAUAUGGGAUCAUAAAAAUAUUCUUACAUAAAAUUUAGCAAUUUAGCAAUAACAGUUGCGGAGGUGCGAGUUGUCAAAGUUGAGUGUUUUCUCCGAUGGAUUUUCCAAUAUCUCAACACUUUGAAAAUCAUUAUAUCAAAAUGCUUUGUUUGAAAUGGCCUAUCCAAAUUUGUAAUAAACUAUAAGUUUUUCUCUUAAAAAAAAUGUAUAUUUGGGACACCACGUAGUUAUGAAUCACCCGGUAGAGAUAAAAAUAUUUUCCAAAUCGGAAGCAUACUGUUGGCAAAUACCUAGUCGAGCAUAAUAUGGAAAUUGCUGCUGUUAUAUCAUUAUCACUAUAUUUUUCCAGUAUAAAGAUUUGGACGUGAUUCAAUCAAUUUGAUAUUCAUACAUUUUUGGAAUCUCGCAACACUAAAAUGGAGAAAUGAAUAAAUUUUUUUUGAAGCGAAUGUGAAGACUUUACCGAAGAACUUGUAGAUUCAAAAUUAAAGUACACACAUCAUCAAAAGUGUUGGACCCCCUGGCGUACUGGGAAACUAUAGCCUUCUAAUUUCAAUCUUGGAUAUAUUUUAAAUUGGGGAUAUUUUUACUAUAUUUAUUUAACAAAACGUUAAAUUAAUUUCAUUAAUAUGAAAAGAAAAAGAAAGUUGAACAAGGUACCAAAAAUUUUAUUUUUAAAAUCAAAAUUAAAGAAAAAUAAUUAUUCUAAAGAAAAAUAAAACAUAAUUAAUAACCGGUCCGGUGUCCUCUACAUCUUAGCAGUGCGUUAACACGCCUUGGCAUUCCUAUUAUUCGGUGGUUAAUGUUUUCUUGGGGUAAAUUAUUCCACUCUCCAUUUACUGCUGCAGCUAGCUCAUUUAGGGUUGUAGGUGGAUCUAUUCUGUUCCGUACGGCUCGAGCUAUAGUGUCCCAAAUAUUUUCAAUGGGGUUCGUGUCUGAGCUGUUCGCAGGCCAUGGCAAUCUCACUAUUUGGCCCCUUUCUAGAGCCCGCUGGACCCUUCUCGCUCUAUGUGGCCUUGCAUUAUCAUCCAUAAAAAUGAAGUUGUUACCGAAUUCGUUUCGCAAAGGUUGAAUAAUGGGUUGUAUGAAAUUUUCUUCAUAAAUUUCUGCAGUCAUUGUCCCCUGGAUCUGAAUGGUUAAACAUUAUGCCUCCCCAAAACAUUAUUGAUCCGCCCUGAUAUGAGACAACUUCUCGGGCCAAAUUUAGUCGCUGUUGAUGUCCUGGUUCUCUGCAAACCCUUAUUCUACGGUCAUCACUCACCAGUCCAAACCUAACCUCAUCUGUAAAUACCACAUUUCGCCAUUGUGGUAAAAGCCACUCCUGAUGUUCUCUAGCCCACUGGAGACGAGCAGCAAUUUGUCUACGAGUAAGACGUGGAACCCUUAAAGGUCUUCUAGGGAGCAAAUUUGCCAUUCGCAAUCUUCUUAUGGUAGAAGUGGAAAUAACUAUUGGAAAGGUAUGUUGAAUAUGCGAUCUGAUAGCUGUACUUGUUGAAAAUUUAUUCCUUCGGGCAAAUAGAGCAAUGUAACGAUUCUCCCUAUCAUCCGUUACUCGAGGACGCCCACUGCGUGGCCGAUUUUCAAUUGAGCCAGUUUCUUGGAAUCUUCGAAUUGUUCGAAUAACCGAACUUCUUGGGAUACCCAAAUCCAGUGCUAUUCGGUGAUUUGAAAAUCCAGCAUGGAAGAGGGCUAGUAUUCGUGUUCUGUCAAAACCAGAAAUUUCAGCUCGCGGCAUUUUAAAAGUUACAGUAUAAAAUUUUUUUUUAAUACUUUUUGCUCAAACACACACAAGAUUUCUUGUUCACAAACAGAAUGUAGAUAACGUACCUCUAGACGGAUUUAUACAGGGGGUCCAACACUUUUGAUGAUGUGUGUAGAUAAAAUUCAUAGUUUUGGUUGGCCCUGUAGUACCCAUGAACAUUUUGGGUCGACUUCAAUAUUUCGCAUUUUUUAAUGUGUUAGAUACAUUUUUUUAUCAAUCCUUAGAUUGAGAUUAAGCACUCAAAUAAACAAAAAGUGUCUUUCGCAAUCUACAGAAACCUUCACCUAUUUUAGCAAAGGUGUGGAACACCAGGACUGCAUGGAAAUUCACACACUUGUAUUUUUUCGCCGAAAGAUAAGUAUGCACUUGCAUCCUGACUACCGAAUACGUAAUUUUGGUUCAAAGCAAGUCAGAUGCUAACUCCUUAACCUACUUCGAAUUCGAUGGUACAACCAAACCUUGCAGUAUUCAUGUUUACCUUUUCACCUGUCCUGUGCCCUUAAUAAAACCGUAUAUUUUGAUAUUUAUCUUUAAAAUUACUGAAAAAAAGUUUCCACAAAGAUAUUUUUCUCUUCAAAGAAUCAAAGAAUUUAUUGUAGAUACAAAUGUAAUGUCCGUUACAAUUAAAUGAUAGAUUAUAUUGCAGUUACCGAUUUUCUUUGUAAUAAAUCAAUAAUAUAAUAAAUUUUAUAUUUGACAAUAAGAUAGUCUAUGUAUGUGUUAAUAUCCAAGUGUGUAAUUUUUGUCAAAUCGUGAAUGUAAAUAGGUAAACAGAAGUAGCUUUGAAUAGAGUAAUUUUAUCAACAUAUAAUUCGACUUCAGUAUGUAUUUUUGUCUUCCAUCAAACACAUUUGCGUAUGGAUGAGAAAAUUAAUUUUAACAAGGACAUUGGAUAAUGUUGGCGUUGUUUUUAUCUCAUGACCAACGAUGAACCUUGUUUCUCUUACAAGGGUUGCUCAUCGAGACAAUAUCUAGAGAGGCGCUAUUAGAAUCUCCUUUGGAUAUACAAAACGGCGUCAGGGGGCAGAGCCAAGGAUGACACUCUUGUAUCAGGUUGACCCAAGUCUGGCUUAAAUUUCACACUUUCAGUAGCAAUUCGGCAAUACAGCAGUUUACUACUUUUUGAAACACGAAAGAAAAGUGAAGUACAGUACUGAAUUUUUUUUUCGAAUAUCUGAAAAAAUGACAGAGGUGUUUUAUUUGGAGAAUUAUUUUGUUGAGGCGUGAGACUGAGUGAUGACGUCACAUGAUACUAGCUACCAUUACUAACAUGCCCCAUUUAGAAAAGUAUUUACGAUUUACGGUAAAAAUGGGUCAGAGCAUCGACUUAAAAAUACUGUAUAGUACCUAUAGGUGUACAAUUGCAGGCAAAUCAGCUCCAGGUAUAAAGAUGUUUAUCUGUGCCAAAACAGAAGAAUUAGAGGGAAGUGGAACGUGGACGUUAAAAUUGCCUCUUUCGGAAAUAUCAUUGUACUGCUGCAAAUACCAUUUUGAUGUCAGUAGGUAUUUAAUUAAUACAGUAAAAAGUAUCAAAAUACAUAUAACUGGGUGCCUAUUUUGAUGGCUAAAUAACCUAAUUGGUGUAAACGAGAACGGGAAUAGAUUUGAUUAUUGCUUUUAUUUCGAGAUAAUGUGAAUAUUGUUAUAGUGAUCAUGUUGUGGCUGGAGGGGGGUUAGUCCUUGAACCCCGUCUGUGUCGACGUGAAGAUGCAUAUGCGUGGUUCAAGAACUAAAAAAACCUGGCCAAAAGUGCAAGAAAUUUGAGUAAUAGAAUAGUGUCAAGUUUUAAAAUAAUCAGCCGUAUUGAGAUAUGUGGCAAAAUGGAUUGAGGAGUCGACGGUAUGUACAGUUAUUAUUAUAUAGCAAUUGUACUACUUGCCAAUCGGAACUAUACAACAAAAAUAUGUAAUUGUUAUUAUUUCUGCAAUUAGUCAAUACAAAAAUAGUUUACAAAAUCGAUUACAUUGAGAUUUUUUUAAGAAAUUAUUUUUAAUUCGUUAUUAGCGAUCUUAAAAACACCUCAAUUCCAAUUUUGAGCGCUAUUUAGAUUUUUGAACGAUUGAUAUCAAGUUCGUUAUUAGCGACCCUGAAAACAUCUAAAACUUAAAUUUGAGCUCAACUAAAACAAUAUGUCAGCCAUAUUAAAUCCACCAUUUUGAUCUUUAACAAAUGGAUACCAUAUUCGUUGUCAGCCACCUGGAAAACGUAGAAAUGAUUUUUUUUUGUAAUAUUGUGAAUCUUUUUUUAAUUUUGGACAUAUUUUAGGACUUUUGAUCCACCAUCCACCAUGGCGUGUGUGGGCUUAAUUAUAAAUGUCAAUACGUGCCAAAAUGUUUCGCAUAAUAUAUUUAAUCAAUAACCAUUAUUGUCCUCCUUUUGAAGAUUAGUGGAAUCAGUAGGCAGAAAACCUUCUUCCAUUUUAUUUAUUAUACUAUAUCUAUAAUAUCGCACAGCAAUCAAUUCCAAGAUACAAACAAUACAUUGCGACUGAUCUUGAGCGUUAAGCAUGAAGACCGCGUCAGUUCCGUUAUCAGAACAUUUUUUUCAGAUUUGUGAAAGAUUUUCGUCUAUAGGAAACUUCCCAAUUAACAAAUCCUCACUUCGGUCCUGCUUCUUGUCUUUGCAAUAUAGUAACCUGAGACGAUUUCUUGGUAUCCUCUAGCCUACAGUGCAUCGUCGGGCUACCAACACCAUAUGUGUUUGCCAUAACGAUAAACAUAGUAUACGAAAAAGAAAUAAGUGAUAAAAAGUUCGGUCUGACGCUGUGAUUAGACGUUAUGCCAUAUCCCCUAGAGAUUCUAUAUCUUCUGCCUAACACGACAGUUAAAGUUAAAGUUGUGCUAAAAAGCAACGUUUCCGAAAUGAAUAAAAAAGAUCGGUAAUGGAGUGAAAGUAACGUAAACCUCCAUUAAAAAUUAUCCAUGGUCCUUGCAAUGUCACUUUUGUGCAGCCUAGAAUGGAGACUAGAAUGUAAAAGUUGGUAUUUGCACGUUAGAAUGAUGAAGAAAACCGCAUAAAAGUAACGAAUGUUCCGUUAAUUUAUCCAUUUCUAGUCUAGACAGUACUUUACUCAAAUAGUACUUAAACAAAUAUGAUACUGACGCGACAGACCUAUGUAAGACUCAAAAAGGCCUAUGUAAAUUCAUUAUUAGCAAUGGAUAACAUAACAUCACAGUGGUAAUAGGAUACAAAAAUUUUAUAUUCAAGCUUAUGAGGGGAUUUUAAGAAUUUGUCAAAUCAAAAACUGUAUUUCAUAACCAAAUAAUUGUUAGAUGUUUAUGAAUAAGUUUUUUUGUAGGUUUUCAUGCAUUUCUUACAAACCAAAUCCUUGUGCACAUUUCUGACAUUUACGGUGGUGAGCACCAACCAGGUGAGUUCAAAACUAAAUUAGUCUGUCACUGAAGAUAUCUAAAAUCGACGACUUCAGGAAAUGAUAUAAUAAUGCUGAAAUCUCAUAUUUUUGGUUAGCUAUACUACUUAAGUUUUAAAAUCUCUUGGUUGGUUCUCGCCACCGUUAGAAUCUAUAACAACAGUGUUUGGAUCUAUCUAUCUUGUCUAUCAACGACACACAGUGAUCUAUGUAGUCGAAAACCUGGAGAAAUUGAAAAAAACAGUAUCGGAAUGAAAAAUUAAUUCCUAUUUUAAAGUUGACGCCUUAAACAUCAAGUUGGGCAUGGAGUCAGCACUUUGUUUACACUGCGUUUACCAUGACAGGUUAAUAAAGUUUUUGAUGUAUCACUUGACACUACUUUUUAACGAAAAAAUUGGAGAGCGUCUGCAUUAUCCCUUGUCUUAUUUUUUGAAAAUAUUUGAACAUCUGGAUAUGGAUCAAGAUAUUACGAACUUUCAUUUGAUGUAAUAGAAAAGUGUCGUUAUUAUUUUCUUGUAGACAUACUAUCUUUAGCGUCACUCCUUUGUAUUAGAAUUAUACAAAGAUGUUUUUAAUAAAGUUCCGUCUUUUGAUCCCAAUUGGAAUAAAUUAUGUUUGUGAACCUUGAUGUACUGCCAGAUAAAAUCUAGUGUCAGUUUUUGCUAACUUUUGCAAAAUGUAACCUUAUAUAUUAACAUAUUAUUGCUGGGGGUGGGAUACGUUUAACUUUUUUGAAUAGAUAUAAAAUCGGCAACCUGAGAAUCGUAUAAAUGUAGAAGUUGUAUUUUUGCCAGCUUUCCGGUAUUCUAGACCACUUUGUGACAGUAUAUUUAACUCAUGUUUUUAUACAGUAUACUACUUAUGCAUAACUCGAGAUUCACCGGGAGUAUAAACGGCAACACUCAGUAGGUAUUUUCCUUAUAGUCGCUAAACUUGAUCCGUCAUCCCCUACUUCACCAAAUCACUGGAGGCUCAGCAUCAAGACAGUGUUGCCAUUUACAUUAAUUUAUAUAAACAUAUCUUGCUCUGGCAAAUUCAGCAGCCACCAAUUUAUUAAUGAUAAUUUAUAUAAUAGUAUCAACAAGGAAACUACAAAGGAGUCUUCAAGAUACCUCAUGAAUUCUAUAGUCCAUCUAUGGAAAACAACUAAACCCAAACAUAUUCACGCAUAUUUCACGUGAUCAGAACCUGAACGCCGUACGAACACUAACGACAGGCAAUGCUGCCUGCAUCGCUGUGUUGUCUCCCACUCCGCCUUUCUGGUUUGGCAUUGGUCUCCAGCAGUUCUGCCCAAUAACAAUUAUGAUUCCCCUUUCUUAAAUAAAUAUGUUUUUUUUAUUUUUCAGAAAGGUUCAUCGUCAUAGCUAUAGGUUUAAAACAUCGCUAUACCUAGAAUGUUUUUCCUAAAUUGUACAUUAUUUUAUUCUGUACAUAUCUUAGAAAAAUGUAGUGCUCAAAAAAAAUUUAUAUAUGUAUAUAAUUGAAGAACUGCAAAUUGAAAACGAAUUCGUCAUAUCUUUCUACCAAACUGUCAUGCGUGAUACCAGAUAAAUAUUUGUGAACAAUAUAUGCUGAUGAUAUGCAGCUUGAAAAAAUUAGCUUGAUCUGAGAAGGUUAUAUAUGCCAUAGACACGGCCAGGUGGAUAGAAGGGACGACGAUAUUGUAUAUUAGGCCAAUAUAUAAAAAUUGUCGUAUAGUCAACAGAUUACGAGAAAUUAAAAGUGCGUAAUGAUAUUUCCGCUUAUAUUGGCUAAACUAAUAAUCUAAGAGUAAAAACUACUUUUUGUAGGGAAUAAAAUUUGUUAAAAAAAAGAUCUUUCACAUUCUUUUAGAAAGUUGAAAAUUCGUAACAAAACAGUCGUGUGACAUACUCCACUUGCUACGUACGUUAUCCACGUUAUCCGCAUACAUCAUUUCACGUAGAGAUAACUUCAGAAUCAUUAUCUGUGAUCAAGGAUACCAUUUUAAAAUGAAUCAUUUUUUUACUUCCAAUGAAUGAAGAAUGUAAUAUUUUUCUUGAUAAUUUGUGAUGUUUUUUUCAUUAUGAACAUCCAGUCACUCACUCCCAUCAUUCUGUUUAUCGAAUAUUUUGUCAGUGAGUAAUGUCAGUAAUGUAGUAUCACUCCCUUUCCAUUGAAACCGAUGCAACGGUUCCUGAGGUUAUGCAGUGACACAAUGGUCAAUACACAGACUGAUGGAAGUGAGUGACUUGCAUUUUCAUGAUGACAUUAUUAUUAUAUCGAAGCAGCCGCGCUGGCAGAAGCCUAAAUACCAGGGUACCGCGGCUGCUAUUAAGAACUUAAAGCAACUUUGUUAAUGCGAGUUUUGAACUGCCUAAGGUACGUAGAACUGUGAAAAGUUAACUCAGCUAGAUUGUUCCACAAUCUCGAUACCCUAGGGAGCGGUUGUAUAAUAGGCCAGUUCUAGAUGUACGAUGUUAGGACACAGUUAGGGUGGGAGGCAAAUCUGUCUGGCAGGCAUCAUGUGUUAUCCGAAAAUAUUAAAUUUUCUAUAGCGCGCGACUGUUUUCAUGCGAACGUUGAACUUUCGCUUCUGAUUCUUGAAGCACCGUCAAAGUGUCGAAAAAGCGGAAAGGAUAUUUUUGUAGAAAAUUUCGUCGUCUUACAAGAAAUUUUAAUAGUUUUUAUACGCUUAGGUUGUUAUAGUUUAGCCAUUAUAAGCCAAAAUAUUAUUACAUGUACCUUUGCCCUUAAAUUUCUCGUACCCUGUUGACUUGUAGAAGCAAAAUUAUAUAGAAUUUAAUUUCCUACAAAAGUGUUUUCAUUACUUUUUUACAUAGGAGAUGCGAUUAUCAAAAUGAUGGCAAAUUCUCCAGCCCUAUCAUGCUAAUUUGAUCCUAUCAUUAGGAAGCAAUAAUCUUGCUAUACCACCAAAAAAUCUAGACUCUCCAAAAUUGUAGGAAAAAAUUACUAAUUUCAUUGCCUAUAUGUGCUGAUACAGAUCAUCUCAAUACAGAGUAUCAUUCCGGCGGCUAUACAUUUCACGGAUGAAGUUAAUUUUGUCAAACUACUAGCUCAAAAUUUUAACUGUAUAAUUUAAUCAAACUAAAAAUGUAGCGCUGUAUUAGCAUACAUACUUUUCUCUAUCGAUAUUUGAUUAGGUUCAACACUGAUUAUUUGUCUGAAAAUGCAAUGGGAAAUGAACUAAGAUGAACAUAUGAAAGAAAAAGCAAUUGGAACUAAAAUCAUGAGUAAAAUUUAAAAUGUUUGUUUUGAUGGAAUAGUUAUUGUUGUUAGUGAAAUUGUGUUUACUAUAUCAUUUUCAAUCUGUUUUUAUUUUGGGAAUGAACUGUAACGUAUUCACGAAAAUAUUGCGUGGUGCAAGCUACAUCAAGUACUUUAUAGAAGCUCGCAAGUUGAAAUUGAAACUAUUUGUCUUUAACUAAUUUGUGAUUUUUUAUAAAUACAAUUCACGCACCUAUCAAUAAAUUUGUACAACAUCAAACUCGACCUUACGCAAUAAUAAAAC